This is a messenger RNA of Hevea brasiliensis (rubber tree), 1218 nucleotides long. Its product is annotated as G-type lectin S-receptor-like serine/threonine-protein kinase CES101. The record is from RefSeq and is a predicted model, not a curated record. Bases 1 to 1218 code for a protein of 405 amino acids. The transcript has a single exon. NCBI's taxonomy places the organism in Eukaryota, Viridiplantae, Streptophyta, Magnoliopsida, Malpighiales, Euphorbiaceae. Gene Ontology annotation, biological process: recognition of pollen.
AUGGCCUGUGCAAGUAUCAUUAUCCUUAUUACCAUUCCUUGUCUUUUUAGUCUAAACUGCAUAUCCUAUGCUGAAACUAAUACACUCAAACAAGGGCAGAUGCUCCGGGACUGGGAGCAGCUAAUUUCUGCUUCAGGGGUCUUCAGGUUGGGAUUCUUUAGUCCCAACCCAUCAUAUUCAGCUCAGCUUGGCCCUUCAGGUCCUCGACACUUGGGAAUAUGGUUUGAUCGCAUACCAUUUUAUUCAGUGUGGGUGGCCAACCGAGAAGAUCCUGUUCCUGAUUCCUCUGGUGCUCUAACCAUAGAUGGGGAUGGAAAACUGAAGAUUACAUAUCAAGGAGGCCAGCCAAUAGUUAUAAAUUCCAAUAGGGCUGUAAUGACUGGCAAUAAUAUUAUUGCCACCCUAUUAGAUUCAGGAAACCUUGUCAUUCAACAAGUUGAUUCCAGUGGUAUUGUAGGACCUAUUUUAUGGCAAAGUUUUGACUAUCCCCAUAAUAUGUUACUGCCUGGAAUGAAACUAGGCAUGAAUCUCAAGACUGGACAGAACUGGUCACUCACUUCAUGGUUAGGUGAAAAAGUUCCUGCUCCAGGGGCUUUCAGGCUAGGCCUGGAUCCAAGUGGUGCUAAUCAGCUACUUGUUUGGCGGCGAGACGACAUUUAUUGGUCAAGUGGGGUGUGGCAGAAUGAGAGUUUUCAAUCAGCACCUGAAUUGAGAAAAAGAAACAACAUAUAUGACUUCAGGUUUGUAGCAAAUGAGGAGGAAAUGUGCUUCUCAUAUACUAUCAAAACCAAGUCUGUUUUAUCCAGGUGGGACUUGGACACUCUAGGACAAAUUACAGUGUUCACUCUGGAACAGAGCGAUAAUUCUAGUACUUGGAUAUUUGAAACUAGUGGUCCAUGUAAGUACAGUUCCAAGAAUUCAACCGCAGUUUGCCUAACUGAAAAGCCUACCAAUUGCAGGAAUGGUUCUGAGAUUUUCAUGCCGAAAAGAGGGUAUAUCGAUUUCAAUGAAUAUAAUACAUAUUUUGAUUCUGAUAUGAACUCUGCUCUUAGUGAUUGUCAUGCCAAAUGCUGGAAAAAUUGUACUUGUGUGGCCUAUAACUCUGUAUCUGGUGAUGGAAUUGGAUGCCAGUUUUGGAGCAAAGGAUCCAAGUUCACCGCAAACGAUAACUUUGACUUUAUUUACCUUCUUACUCGUGAAAAUAGCGAAGGUAAUUGA